Rubroshorea leprosula is the source of this 2136-nucleotide messenger RNA. Lineage: Eukaryota; Viridiplantae; Streptophyta; Magnoliopsida; Malvales; Dipterocarpaceae. The record is from the annotation of a GenBank genome assembly.
AAAUGAAAAUACCAAGAAAAUAUGUUACUUUGUGGACUUGACAUUCAUACAUUUGAUCCUAUAUUGGAGAAGGCAGUGCUUUAUGCUGUGGGGAACACUCUAGUAUGUGACGAUCUUGAAGAAGCCAAGAUUCUUAGCUGGAGUGGAGAGAGAUUUAAAGUUGUAACUGUUGAUGGAAUACUACUUACAAAAUCUGGAACAAUGACGGGUGGUACAAGUGGUGGAAUGGAAGCAAGGUCAAAUAAGUGGGAUGAUAAAAAAAUUGAAGGACUUAAAAAAAAGAAAGAGCAGCUUGAAUCAGAGUUGGAAGAGCUUGGGUCAAUCAGGGAGAUGCAACUAAAAGAGUCUGAAACAUCGGGGAGAAUUAGUGGACUUGAAAAGAAGAUCCAGUAUGGUGAAAUUGAGAAGAGAAGUAUCGAGGACAAACUUUCACUCUUGAAAAAGGAGAAGCGGAAUAUCAAGGAUGAAAUUGGACGUAUAAGUCCUGAACUUCGAAAGUUAAAGGAAGCCAUUGAUAAGAGGAGCAAAGAGAUUAGGGAGCUUGAAAAAAGUAUCAAUGAGAUUGUUGACCAAAUCUUUGAAGAUUUUAGUCAGUCUGUGGGCGUAGCAAACAUCCGUGAGUACGAAGAAAACCAGCUUAAGGCAGCACAGAACAUUGCAGAAGAGAGGCUUAGCUUGAGUAGUCAGCUUGCAAAGUUGAAAUACCAACUAGAGUAUGAACGCAAACGGGAUGUUGAGUCACGGAUUACAAAGCUGGAAACUUCUAUUAGUUCUUUGGAGAAUGAAUUAAAACAGGUUCAGAAAAAAGAGACCGACUUCAAAUCAGCAACAGAGAAAGCUUCUGAUGAAAUUGACCAGUUGAAGAAAGAGGUUGCAGAGUGGAAAUCAAAGUCGGAAGAGUGUGAGAAGGAAAUCCAGGAAUUGAGGAAGCAGAAUUCUGCAGCCACAACUAGAUUAUCCAAACUUAAUCGCCAGAUAAAUUCAAAGGAGGCCCAGAUUGAGCAGUUGAUAUCAGAAAAGCGGGAAAUAGUUGAGAAGUGUGAACUAGAACAUAUUGAACUUCCUAUCAUCUCAGACCCAAUGGAAACUGAUUCUCCAACAAUGGGCCCAGUUUUUGAUUUUAGUCAGUUAAAUCGAUCUCAUCAGGGUAGGAGAACAUCCGACCGAGACAAGCUUGAGGCAGAAUUUAAACAAAAAAUUGACACUCUUGUAUCAGAAAUUGAAAGAACAGCACCAAAUUUGAAGGCACUUGACCAGUAUGCAGCUUUGCAACAGAAAGAAAGAGAUGUAACUGAAGAGUUUGAAGGUGCCAGAAAGGAGGAGAAGAAAGUGGCUGAUGCUUACAACUCAGUUAAACAGAGGAGAUAUGAGUUGUUUAUGGAAGCUUUCAGCCAUAUUUCUGGUAACAUUGAUAAGAUUUACAAGCAACUCACCAAGAGUAAUACUCACCCAUUAGGUGGGACGGCAUAUUUGAACCUAGAAAAUGAAGAUGAUCCUUUCCUACAUGGCAUCAAGUACACAGCUAUGCCACCAACAAAGCGGUUCCGGGAUAUGGAGCAGCUCUCUGGUGGCGAAAAAACUGUUGCAGCACUUGCACUACUCUUCUCCAUCCACAGCUACCGGCCUUCACCAUUUUUCAUAUUGGAUGAAGUUGAUGCUGCAUUGGAUAAUCUUAAUGUGGCCAAGGUGGCUGGGUUUAUUCGUUCUAAAUCAUGUGAAGGGACAAGAAGUAAUCAAGAUGGGGAUGAAGGAACUGGUUUCCAGAGUAUCGUGAUAUCUCUGAAGGAUAGCUUCUAUGACAAGGCUGAAGCACUGGUUGGGGUUUAUAGGGACUCAGAGAGGGGCUGCUCGAGGACCCUAACAUUUGACUUGACCAAAUACCGGGAGUCAUGAAAUACAUGCUGCAGCCUGCUAAAUAUUCAUUAUGUAGGAUGACUUUGGUUCCUGACAACCAAGAAAUCACUUGUAUAUAUGAUACGCUUCUACUUUGUAGUUAGGGCUCGGCUCUGAUCUUAAGUAGGCAUGUACUGGAAAAUCGAAGUAUGAGAUUCUAACGUGGAGUUUAUAAUUAUAUGGUCAUAUGGUUUGGACUCUUACACCAUUAUUUUUAUCUUCUAAUAACAUUUCUAUUUGACA